CGGGACUACAAGUCCCAAGGUGCUCGAGGCGAGCCCGGCUUCCCCUGCCCUCCCGGACCCGCCUCCUUCCAGCCCGAGUCACGUCGUCUAACCUGUUCCCGGUGCCCGCCCCGUCCUCCGUCCGCCGUCCGCCGCUCCCCGCAGCCAGAGCCGGAGCCGGAGGAAACCCGUGGGUGCCAGGACCUGCCCCGGAUCCGUUCCUUGUGGGCGGAGUCUGGAGGGGCGGAGUCUGAGGAGGCUCCUCCCCCUACAGGCAUUUCCGCCCUCCUGCCCAUCCCCUUCUCCGGCUGGCACCAUGGACAGCGAGGCGUUCCAGACCAGCCGGGAUCUUCUGGACUUGAACUUCCAGUCGCUGGCCAUGAAGCACAUGGACUUGAAGCAGAUGGAGCUGGACACGGCCGUGGCCAAGGUAGACGAACUGACCAAACAGCUGGAGUCAUUAUGGUCAGACACGCCGGCACCUCCCAGCCCCCAGGCUGGAGCCCCCACUAGGCUGACCCGGUAUAGCUCCAGCCCGGUUCCGGAGCCCUUCGGCAGUCGCGGGUCCUCCCGGAAGGCGGCCACCGACAGCACGGACACCCUGUUCGGACGCUCCGAGAGCGCCCCGGUCCUGCACCCCUACAGCCAGCUGUCUCCCAAGGGCCGCCCUUCGUCGCCACGCACCCCGCUCUACCUGCAGCCAGACGCCUACAGCAGCCUGGACCGCUUUUAUAUUCUUGGCUCAGAAAAGUGUAGCCCAGAGAGGGUAGGGAACUGCUCUGUGGUCACAAAGCCAAGUAGGCCUUGCAUGCUGACCCUAGAAGUUGAAGGAGGGAGUCUUGGCAGGGGGGUGGGGUUGACCUUUGAUGGGCCUCUUAUUCCUGUAGGUCCCCCCAAGGCCCCUGUGGAGCCGGAGCCGGAGCCGGAGCUGGAGGGGCUGCUGGCCCCCGUGCUGGAGGCCGGCGAUGCCGAGGAAGGUGCCCUGACUCGGCCCCUCAGCCCCACGCGUUUGCAGCCAGCACUGCCGCCAGAGGCGCAGUCGGUGCCCGAGCUGGAGGAGGUGGCCCGGGUGCUGGCAGAGAUCCCACGACCCCUCAAGCGCAGGGGGUCCAUGGAACAGAGCCCCGCCGUGGCCCUGCCCCCCACCCACAAGAAGCAGUACCAGCAGAUCAUCAGCCGGCUCUUCCAUCGGCACGGGCCGGGGCCAGGGGGCCCAGAGCCUGAGCUGUCGGCCAUCACCGAGGGAUCCGAGGCCAGGCCAGGGCCCCCGGCCCCCGCGCCCCCAACUCCUAUCCCACCCCCGGCCCCGGUCCCAAGCAACCCACCAGAGCAGCCCCAGAACCUGGAGGUGCGCUCGCUGCUGCGGAAGGCGGGCUCCCCUCGCAAGGCCCGCCGCGCACGCCUCAACCCGCUGGUGCUGCUGUUGGACGCAGCGCUGACCGGGGAGCUGGACGUGGUGCAGCAGGCGGUGAAGGAGAUGAACGAUCCAAGCCAGCCCAACGAGGAGGGCAUCACGGCCCUGCACAAUGCCAUCUGCGGCGCCAACUACGCCAUUGUGGACUUCCUCAUCGCCACGGGUGCCAACGUCAACUCCCCGGACAGCCACGCCAGCUGGUUCCCCAGACGGAGCCCACACAAGUUUUCAGGUGAUACCCCUCCUCGGUCCGGGGGAGGUCCGAGGGCCAGGGCCCGUCCCUCUCACUCGCAUGUCCCCUGGCCCUGCGGGUGCCUGGCUCUCAAGAUCCGGCUUCUUUCAGACGUGGAGCAAAGCAUGGGGUUGAUGUACAAUGGGCUGGUGUACGCCCUCUGGGACUACAGCGCCGAGUUCGGCGACGAGCUGUCCUUCCGCGAGGGCGAGUCGGUGACCGUGCUGCGGAGGGACGGGCCAGAAGAGGCCGACUGGUGGUGGGCCUCGCUGCAUGGCCAGGAGGGCUAUGUGCCCCGCAACUACUUUGGGGUGAGCCUAGAGCAAUAUAAGUGGGAGGGGAGGCAGUGCAUGUUUGGGGACUAG
Messenger RNA from Echinops telfairi (small Madagascar hedgehog), 1990 nucleotides. RefSeq names its product protein phosphatase 1 regulatory subunit 13 like (gene PPP1R13L). NCBI's taxonomy places the organism in Eukaryota, Metazoa, Chordata, Mammalia, Afrosoricida, Tenrecidae. Gene Ontology annotation, molecular function: transcription factor binding. Gene Ontology annotation, biological process: regulation of transcription by RNA polymerase II; positive regulation of cell differentiation. The record is from RefSeq and is a predicted model, not a curated record. The transcript has 8 exons. Bases 296 to 1990 code for a protein of 564 amino acids.